Molecule: messenger RNA, 1596 nt
Organism: Aspergillus terreus NIH2624
Lineage: Eukaryota; Fungi; Ascomycota; Eurotiomycetes; Eurotiales; Aspergillaceae
Exons: 6
Coding region: 1-1596 (531 amino acids)
Molecular function (GO): catalytic activity
Source: RefSeq, a predicted model, not a curated record
AUGGUAGAUCAUGCGGGGUCGCUUAUGCAGCUUGCCCGUUCUAUCCGCAUCUCUGUGCUUUAUGUCACUGUAUUGACUGAUCAAAUGGGCUCCAUCGACUAUUCCGUGCCCCACGAAGCCAAGACCCUCCUACAGGAUGGCAUCUUCAAAAACCCCCAUCUAGCCAACCUCCCAGCCGAGCUGAACGACCUCGGCAAGAAGAUCCACUUCGAGGGAAACGACAAGCCUAGCAUCCCCAUUAACUGGCGCUUUGCAGAGAGAGCAUCUCCGCCCUCAAAGGUCUCGAAGCUACAUUCAUCAAUCUCCUGCUUACUCGGAAGUACAAGACCGAGCCGGUUGAUGUCACGAUCAACACGCAGCAUGAACCCCGACCCAACCCUAACCGCACUGGGCCUGCCCGUAGACGGCGAGCCCCACGACACAUACGACGCCAUCGUGGAGCGCAUCCAAGCGCGCGUCAAGCAGUACACCGCCGCCGACCUCGACGAGCUAAUGAACGAGCAGUACCGGCAGGCGGGCACCGUCGCCUGGAGCGUGGACGAGUACCUCGCCAGCGAGCACGGCCAGCAAAGCGGGAAGGCCGGACUGUACGAGCUGACCAGGGACGGGGCCUCGACACAGCCGCCCAGCUGGUGGCCCGAGAACGCGACGCUCCCGUCUUCGCCCAGGCGCCCUCUCGCCGGACUCAAGGUCGUCGACUUGACGCGCGUGAUUGCGGGCCCGACUAUCAGUCGCAGUCUGGCAGAGCUGGGCGCCAGCGUGAUGCGUGUGACCUCACCGUAUGUGACGGACUUGUCGGCAUUGCACCAGGACCUGAACUGGGGGAAGUGGAAUGCGUUUCUGCAUUUGAAGGAUGAGGGUGACAAGGAGAAGCUCCGCGCGCUGAUUCGGGAUGCGGAUGUUGUCGUUGAUGGAUACCGUCCUGGAGUUAUGGAGCGCCUUGGUUUCGGACGCGAGGCGGUAUUCGAUCUUGUCCGCGGAAGAGACCGCGGUAUCAUUCAUGUUCGCGAGAACUGCUAUGGCUGGCAUGGACCGUGGAGCCAUCGCAGCGGAUGGCAGCAGAUCAGUGACGCGUGCUGUGGCGUUUCGCUCGCAUACGGACAAGCGAUGGGGCUCAAUGAGGCCGUCACCCCCAUCUUUCCCAAUUCAGACUACUGUACCGGGGUGAUGGGUUGCUGUGGUGUUCUCGAUGCCCUGAUGCAGAGGGCCGAAAAGGGAGGAAGCUAUGCCGUGGAUACAUCGUUGAACUACUACUCUCAAUGGCUGGUCCGAACCUGCGGCACCUACAACGCCGACGUAUGGAACGAGGUCUGGCAGCGGCAUGGCUCGCCAGUAUUUCGCCACUACCAUACGAUGCAGCAUCUAAUUCCGGAGAUGCUGAAGCUGCUGCAUGCCCAUGACAAGGAUGCUCUCUUCAAUCCAGGCUUCUUUGAACGGAGGACGUCCAAGGCGGUUGGAGCGACGUUCAUCCUGGCGAAGCCCGUUGCGCAGUUUGCGAAUAACGCGGUGGAGCUGAAGUAUAACGUCGGGACUAGAGGAAACGGGGUGGAUCAGGCCAAGUGGCCAACUGAUUUGAGCGUUGAUAUUGUGGUUUAG